AUGACGGGAGCUCCCACUGCUGCCGAGGGCUACGCCUCAGCGCCUCCAAAGGCCGGGCCGGAAGCAGCCGAGGUGAAACGGCUUUGCGAAGAACGGGUGGCAACGUGGAAGUCCGACGGCAACGCGCGCCUCACUGAGGGUGAUGUUUCCGGCGCGGUCGAAUGCUACUCCCGGGGUAUUGAUGCGGCCAAGGAGGCUAAUGUGGAAGGGAAGCUUCUGAGCCAGCUCUACCUGAAUCGGGCGCAGGCGCAGGCUCGGCUCGGAAGGCAAGCAGAAGCCCUGCAGGACUCUGAGUUUGCCCUGGAGCAUGACCAGCUGAACGGACGGGCGUACUGGCGAGCUGCUACAGCUGCUCUGGGACUAAAUCGCCCAGACACAGCUGCUGCACUCUGCAUGCGUGGCAUCAAGGUUCUGGGUGAUUCUGACACCUUGUCCUCAUUGCUGGAGGAGGCAAAGCAGAAGUUGGAGGAAGCGAAGCGAAGUGAGGAGGACACUCAGCGUGCAGCAUCCUCUCGGGCGGAAGCAGAGGAGGUUGAGCCCACCAUUGCGAGCGAGCUCAGCGAGCGUGCGGCUGCCUUGCUGAGAACCUAUCGCGACCAAGAUGAGGCCGUGCGCAAAUUCGAGGACAUCAGGCGUGCGGUCAAGCUCUUCCAGGCGAGCUUGCAGGAGGACUCGAACAACGAAGAAGCGCUGCUGGGUCUGGGGGAGAUCUUGGACGAAGGCUUAGGAGGCCUUGAGUCCGACCCAGAUGCAGCUCGGGUGCUCUGGAUGCAGGCGGCCACGACGGGGAGCCAACGGGCGCAGUUGAAGAUGUGCCAGCGCAAGAUAUCGCAAGAAGCAUCCCUUUCACCUCCUGUUUUUCCAAUGGAGAAUUAUGGCCUGCCAGCAGCAGCUCUGACGUUUGCUUUGAGCAAUGCGAGCGGUUUGGCAAGAGUUGUGGCAUCCUUGGGCGGGUACAUGAUCUUCACCACAGGAAUUCUGCUGUCGGACACCCUUGGCUACAACAUCGGUUCCCUUGAAGAUGCAGCAGCUUUCAUUGUGUUCUUCGACCUGGGCUCGAUCUACACUAUUUGGACGCUUCGGGCCCACAUCAACUUACGAUUCCUCAUAGCGAUGUGGCUUCCAUGGACGAUUUUCGAGCUCAUCGGCACGAGGGUGCUGAUCGCUAACAGUGAUUCGCCCUGGCUGAAGCGCUCUUUCGGCAUCCUUCUAUUCGUUGUUUUGCUGGUGGAUGCCUUUGAGCAACACCGUCGUAAUCGGCAGGCAUCCAGCUCUGACGGGGACAGCUCACAGAAGGCGCAGGCAUUCGGUCAGCCGACGGUCGUCAGUGGGCAGGAGAAUGCAGCUGUGCCAGACGCAGAGGUCGAGACAGGCGAGGCGGGCGAACGGUCGCGGGUCCUGCAGAAGCAGCCUUCGCCCGUUGGCUUUGACGCGGCGAGGCCGCGUGACCUGGCGAAGGCCAUAGCCCUCGGUGCGACUGGUGGCCUACUGAAAGGCAUGUACACUGUCCCGAUGCCGGCCUUGACGAUCUUCAUUCUUUUCUCUGGCAUCGAUAAAGAUACCUGGCGAGCCAAUGCCGUCCUCAAUUCUGCGGCCGGGCUACCGACAAAGGCAUACUAUCUUUUCGUCAUGGAGAAAAAAUUUGACAAACGGAGGGUACCACAGUACAUCGCGACAGUGCUGGGGAUGCUUUGUGCAACUCCACUUGGAAACUUUAUCGCGCGUCGCAUCAACAAGGACACCUUCAAGGACGUCGUCCGUGCGCUGACGUUCUCAGGAGCGUGCUCCAUGCUUGCCUCGGGCACUUUCAUGGCUGCCUGGGCCGUCUUGAUCGCCUUCAGCUGCUCGUGCGCCCUGACGAUCUGUCGCUACCGGGCACGACUUUCAGGUGAGAACCAGGCCAGCGGCCCGCCUGCACCUCGGGAAGACGCCCGAACUGUAAGUCUUUAA
This is a messenger RNA of Symbiodinium sp. CCMP2592, 1950 nucleotides long. NCBI's taxonomy places the organism in Eukaryota, Dinophyceae, Suessiales, Symbiodiniaceae. The record is from the annotation of a GenBank genome assembly.